This is a messenger RNA of Rhizophagus irregularis DAOM 181602=DAOM 197198, 1462 nucleotides long. NCBI's taxonomy places the organism in Eukaryota, Fungi, Glomeromycota, Glomeromycetes, Glomerales, Glomeraceae. The record is from RefSeq and is a predicted model, not a curated record.
CGUGGUAUUUUUAAAAGUUUUUUUUUCUUUAUUAUUGCAUAAAUAUGACGGUCUAUUAUAAUACUUUUAAAAAAAAAAACUUUUUUAAUAAAUACUGCGGCUAAAACAGUAUUUCUCUAAAGGUUCGUUUCAAUUACGAAAUGGAUUUUUAUUAUUACUUAAAUUAAGGUUUAAACUUUCAAAGUAAUAUUUAAACUAAUUAAUUUUUUACCCCCUUUUUUCGUUAUUUUCGUCAUGUUAUUAUUUGUCCUAGUUUUUAUUUUUUUUUUUUCUAAUUUUUAACAUAUAAACCAUAUAUAUAUGACUUCACAAAUAAGCCCCAAUAGGGAAAACGAAACCAUGUUUGCCCGUGAGGAGACAAUUAUCCUCAACGUUGGAGGAGUAAAGUACGAGACAUAUCCUUCAACAUUGACCGCAUUUCCCGACACUUUACUUGGCACAAUGUUUCAAGAACGAAAUAGAGAAAUGUUGCAUCCAAAAAAUGGUAAUGAAUAUUUUAUUGAUAGAAAUGGUAUAAGCCAAGCGGUUGGAGGUCAAGGAACUAAUUUUGGCGUUUCUCAAACGCCACUUGGAUUUGGUGCUAAUCAAGCGGACGGUAAUGUACAAACAUUUGGAGGAAGUCAAACAAAUGUUGUAAAUGGUCCAAACUUCAACGGGGAUCGAACAUCAGUUAACGGACAACAAUUUGGAGGAAAUUCGACAAAUGUGAAUGGACAAGCGCCUGGUCCUCCCCCGUUUAGUGGAAAUCAAGCAACAGGAGAUGGACCAGCUGUUAACGGACCAUUCGUUGGUGGAGGAAAUCAAGCAACAGGUAGUGGACCAUUCGGAAGUGGAACAAACAAUCAUUUUGGACAAUAUGGUUCAACUUUCAAUGUUAAUCAAACAAACAACAAUGCAAAUGGACAAUUUGGUAGCAAUCAAAAUGUUGGUUUUGGUUACGGUACUACACCAUUUAUUAAUCAAUCACAAGGAUAUGGGUCACAUACAAUAACUGGAUAUGCAGGAGCUCAUUCCAGUCCUUUUGGUGGAAGUAAUCAUACGGUAACAUCCUAUAAUGGCGGCGGACAAACAUAUGUACCACUUCAUUCAGGUUAUCAUGCUUUUGUUCCAACGGCAACUCACGAUAGUGAUACACCUUCAAUGUUUUAUCGUCGAGCAGAAGGCAGGGCUCUGAAAUUGGUAAUCAGGUUAGAUUAUGAUUAUUCAGUGGCAAACAUAUUGUCAAAUACUUGUCUUUCUAAAUGAUUCAGUCAUAUGUUAUAUAUAUUAUAUAUAUAUAUUUUGGUCUAUGACGGUAAGUUUAAAAUACAAUACAAAUUAUUAUUUUUUGAUGUAUGUAAUUAGUAAAAAAAAAAAAUUAAUUCACAAAAUUUCCAAGAUAAUAUUUAUUUAAUCCUAAUAUCACCCGUUCACUUCAGAAAAUAAGAUUCAUGUUUCAUAACUUCUUAUUUUUUCAAGGAGG